Molecule: messenger RNA, 2919 nt
Organism: Myotis myotis
Lineage: Eukaryota; Metazoa; Chordata; Mammalia; Chiroptera; Vespertilionidae
Gene: PANX2
Product: pannexin 2
Exons: 3
Coding region: 34-2055 (673 amino acids)
Biological process (GO): monoatomic cation transport; positive regulation of interleukin-1 production
Molecular function (GO): channel activity
Source: RefSeq, a predicted model, not a curated record
GCGCCCCGCGCCCCCCGCCCGCGCGCGCCCCCCAUGCACCACCUCCUGGAGCAGCCGGCGGACAUGGCGACGGCGCUGCUGGCGGGCGAGAAGCUGCGCGAGCUCAUCCUGCCGGGCGCGCAGGACGACAAGGCGGGCGCGCUGGCCGCGCUGCUGCUGCAGCUGAAGCUGGAGCUGCCGUUCGACCGCGUGGUCACCAUCGGCACCGUGCUCGUCCCCAUCCUGCUGGUCACCCUGGUCUUCACCAAGAACUUCGCAGAGGAACCCAUUUACUGCUACACCCCACACAACUUCACCCGCGACCAGGCGCUGUACGCCCGCGGCUACUGCUGGACGGAGCUGCGGGACGCGCUGCCCGGCGUGGACGCCAGCCUGUGGCCGUCGCUGUUCGAGCACAAGCUGCUGCCCUACUCGCUGCUGGCCUUCGCAGCCAUCAUGUAUGUGCCCGCGCUGGGCUGGGAGUUCCUGGCCUCCACCCGCCUCACCUCCGAGCUCAACUUCUUGCUGCAGGAGAUCGACAACUGCUACCACCGCGCGGCGGAGGGCCGCGCCCCCAAGAUCGAGAAGCAGAUCCAGUCCAAGGGGCCGGGCAUCACGGAGCGCGAGAAGCGCGAGAUCAUCGAGAACGCGGAGAAGGACAAGAGCCCCGAGCAGAACCUGUUCGAGAAGUACCUGGAGCGGCGGGGGCGCAGCAACUUCCUGGCCAAGCUCUACCUGGCGCGCCACCUGCUCAUCCUGCUGCUCAGCGUGGCGCCCAUCUCCUACCUGUGCACCUACUACGCCACCCAGAAGCAGAACGAGUUCACCUGCGCGCUGGGCGCGGCCCCGGACGGGGCGGCGGGCGCGGCGGUGCGCGUGAGCUGCAAGCUGCCGUCCGUGCAGCUGCAGCGCAUCGUGGCGGGCGUGGACAUCGUGCUGCUCUGCGCCAUGAACCUCAUCAUCCUCGUCAACCUCAUCCACCUCUUCAUCUUCCGCAAGAGCAACUUCAUCUUCGACAAGCUGCACAAGGUGGGCAUCAAGACGCGCCGCCAGUGGCACGGCUCGCAGUUCUGCGACAUCAACAUCCUCGCCAUGUUCUGCAACGAGAACCGCGACCACAUCAAGUCGCUCAACCGCCUGGACUUCAUCACCAACGAGAGCGACCUCAUGUACGACAACGUGGUGCGGCAGCUGCUGGCCGCGCUGGCGCAGUCCAACCACGACGCCUCCCCCGCCGUGCGCGACGCGGGCGCGCAGACCGUGGACCCGAGCGCCGACCCCGCGCAGCCCGACGGCGCCGCCGAGCCGCCCGUGGUCAAGCGGCCCCGCAAGAAGAUGAAGUGGAUCCCGAGCAGCAACCCGCUGCCGCAGCCCUUCAAGGAGCCGCUGGCCAUCAUGCGCGUGGAGAACAGCAAGGCCGACAAGCCCAAGCCCCUGCGCCGCAAGACGGCCACCGACACGCUCAUCGCGCCGCUGCUGGACGCGGGGGCGCGCGCCGCGCACCACUACAAGGGCGGCGGCGACGCCGGCCCCGCCCCCGGCCCCCCGCCCGGCCCCGACAAGAAGCCGGCCCGCCACCUCUCCCUGGACGUGCACCCCUACAUCCUGGGCGCCAAGAAGGCCAAGCCCGAGGCCUCGCCCGCCGCCCUGCCCGUCUCCCGCAGCCAGGAAGGGGGCUUCCUGUCCCAGGCAGAGGAGUGCGGGCUGGGCCUGGCCGCGGCCCCCGCCAAAGACGCUCCGCUAGCUGAGGAGGACAUCCUGUACCCAGCAGAGCCGGCCCGGGCUGUGCUCCCCUCCGGCAGCACCUUCCAUGUCUGCUCGCCCCCCGCCGCCCCCGCCACGGCCCCUCUGUCACCCGCCGGCCUGGGCAAGCCCGACCCCCUCGCCAUCCUGAGCCGCAACGCCACCCACCCGCUGCUGCACAUCGGCACGCUGUAUGAGGCCCAGGAGGAGGAGGACGGGGGGCCCCGGGCACCCCCAGACAUGGGGAGCCUCAUCGCCAUCCCCCCACCCCAGCAGAUCCUCAUCGCCACCUUCGAUGAGCCAAGGACCGUAGUGAGUACCGUGGAGUUCUGAGGGCGCAUGGCUGCCAGGGCCCCCCCGGGGGACCCCUCCGCAUGACCAGGGUACACCGCCGCCCCCAGCACUGCCCACCCCAGCCUCCCACCCGCAUGCCUCGGGCUCAGCACCUGUCCCUCCCCCUCUGUGGCAUUGUUGGGGUGCUGGCUGGGCCAGGGGCUGGCCAUGAGCCCCCUCCCUGCACCAGGCGCUCGCCGUGAGAAGAGUUUAUUUUCUUAGUUUGUCUUGGGCCCAGGAUGCUGGCCAUGAGGGGUGCUCUGUGGGGGACACGUGGGUCCGAGGUGUAGAAGGAAGCUGGGGGCAGGGGCACCGCGGGCCUGGGACGCACAGCCGCUGAGCCACGCUGUGCUCCUGGCUUGCCCGGGCAGGGCCGGAAGCCCUCAGGUCAAAGGUCAACAUGCACUUUCUCCUUGUACCCCGACUACCUGUACUUCACUAUGGUUACUGUAACCCACAAGUAUCUCUCUUGUCAGGAGACUUAGGGUGCAUUUAAAACAAAGGAUGUGUGUGUGGGCGUGUGGGUGUGUGUGGCCAGAGGGGCAGGGCGCCUGUGUGCAAGUAGACACGUGGGUGAGCGUGCAGAGCAUGCGUGAGUGGGCACCAGCGUGUAAGCAAGUGUGUGUGAGCGGGCCCAGGUGAGCGUGCACGUGUGAGACCAGGCAUGGGCGCCGGGGCGUGAGCAAGGAAAGGAGUCCAACGCAAUAACCACGUCCCCACCCGGGCCCAGCCCCGCCCCGGGCCCACGCUGCUUCCCGGGGAGCCGGGCGGCGUGGCGGGUCUGCCCCUAUUACCUCAGCCACGGCAACAACGUGACGCAUUCACAAGGUAGCACUGAGCAUAUCAAUAAAUACUAUUCUGAUA